Messenger RNA from Mauremys mutica (yellowpond turtle), 1708 nucleotides. It is a transcript of the gene ALG14, whose product is annotated as ALG14 UDP-N-acetylglucosaminyltransferase subunit. Gene Ontology annotation, cellular component: UDP-N-acetylglucosamine transferase complex. The record is from RefSeq and is a predicted model, not a curated record. Gene Ontology annotation, biological process: dolichol-linked oligosaccharide biosynthetic process. The transcript has 5 exons. Lineage: Eukaryota; Metazoa; Chordata; Testudines; Geoemydidae. The coding region runs from base 83 to 754 and encodes 223 amino acids.
UUGAGCUGCUACGGCCCCCGUAGUUUUCGCGACGUGUCUUCCUCGUUCUGUGGAUUUCCGUGUCCGCUCCUGUCGGGUUUGUAUGGACGCCCUCCCGGCCGUGCUGGGCGCCGCUGCCCUGCUGCUGCUGCUCCUCACUGCGCGGCUUCUCCUAGCGAGGCGGAACAGCAGCCCGCGGACAGCUCCCCUCAGCCUCCUGGUGGUGGCCGGCUCCGGAGGACACACAACAGAAAUACUGAGGUUACUCAGCAGUUUGUCCCAGUCAUACUCUCCUCGACAUUACAUUUUUGCAGAUUCAGAUAAGAUGAGUGAAGAUAAAAUACGUACUUUUGAACAAAAAAGAGCUGAAACUUUCUCCAAUUCCCAGUUUACCCUUAAUCGUAUUCCCAGAUGUCGGGAGGUGUGCCAGUCUUGGAGCUCUUCAGUACUGACAACACUCUACUCCAUACUUUACUCCUUUCCUUUGACUUUCAGACUAAAGCCAGAUUUGUCUUUAAGAGUUGGAGAGCUGGGAAAACAAAAUAUAUUAUGCAAUGGACCAGGAACAUGUGUUCCUGUCUGUAUAUCUGCCCUUCUUCUUGAGAUACUGGCACUAAAGAAAGUUAUCAUUGUGUAUGUAGAGAGCAUCUGCCGAGUGGAAACUUUAUCCCUGUCUGGAAAAAUUCUUUACUACUUUUCGGAUUACUUCAUUGUUCAGUGGCCUGCUCUGAAGGAAAAAUAUCCCAAGUCUAUAUAUCUUGGUCGAAUAGUGUGACAACAAAAGGCUAACUUUAUUUAUAAUGAAUUCACAUUUCUGUAGGUAGCUCCUCUUUAUAGUUAAAGGAUUAUAUUUAUUUUUUCCACAGGUUCUUGAUUUGAGAUUUACUGGUUGUUGCAAACCAAAUGUGUAAGUCAAACAGCUAAGACUUGAAAGCAGACUGCAAUAAAGUUACAUUAAGAAAAAAAACCCAUAUUUCUGCAUACACAUUUAUUGCCAUCAUGUGGAUUUAUUCACCAGCUUCCCUUCACACUUGUAAGGGAAUAGCAUUGAAUCUUCUCAGUGCCUGGUUUCACCUAAUUGUCUUGUGACAUAAACAGGAAGAUUUGUCUACAAAUAAAUAUGAGAGUUUGUCUGAAUUGUAACAUUUCCUAUAAAGGAAACUUUUUGUAGUGUUCUAAAGGGUAAGAAACAUGGUCUUGUUCUAAUACAACAGACUGUUUCCUGUAUGCAAGCAGCAAAGUCCCUAGCGAAUCUUUGGAAUAUAAAGAAAACGGUUAUAUUAAGUUGGCUUCAUUACAAUUAGCACUCUACAGUCUUCCAAAACCCUGAACAUUAAACCAGCAUAAUUUUUCCUCUUGAUUUGUCAAAGCUGCUCCUACUAUCCAAAACACACCUCUUGUUUAAAUUAAGAUAAAUAAGGUGACAAACAUCAUGAGACAGAUGCAGUAUUUGUAUAGUCAAAAGAUACAUGCUUCAAAAUGUACAUAAAAAUAUCCUUCACAGCUUUACAUCACAGACAAAACUGUCACCGUGGAGUAUUGAGCUGUUUUGGCCCAGUUUGCUGCCACAUGUGUAAAGACUAAAAUGAGUAUUAAUGAUGGUGACAGAAGUGGGGGGGGAAUACCUCUCUCGCUUGGUGAAUUUGAUUUCUGUAUAUUUUGUUUUGUCUGUUUAAGAAAAGAAUCUCUAUUUCAGCAAUACAAUGCACAUUUAAUAAAGAAGGGUUUU